This is a messenger RNA of Anarrhichthys ocellatus (wolf-eel), 2168 nucleotides long. It is a transcript of the gene prokr1b, whose product is annotated as prokineticin receptor 1b. Gene Ontology annotation, biological process: neuropeptide signaling pathway. The coding region runs from base 242 to 1414 and encodes 390 amino acids. NCBI's taxonomy places the organism in Eukaryota, Metazoa, Chordata, Actinopteri, Perciformes, Anarhichadidae. Gene Ontology annotation, cellular component: plasma membrane. The record is from RefSeq and is a predicted model, not a curated record. Gene Ontology annotation, molecular function: neuropeptide receptor activity. The transcript has 3 exons.
GUCCUGAGAAAAGUCGCGGGACCUUCUGCAACGGUUGCUGGUGAAGAUGUGCUGCUAUUUCCAAGGAAGAAGCCUGUUCAAAUUUCCAUCUGCAUACAAACAACUUAUUUAAUAGUUACGCUGGUUUCAAGGAUUCAUUGGCAUCAUGUACCAAAAAGUAUCAAUUUUCAUCUAAUUUGUUGAAUCAAAUUGCAGUCAAAUACAAGUCUUUCUAAACCAAAAUAAGAGCGUGUGCUAAGACAUGGGGGACUCCAACAUCAGCCACAUGGUAGCUUAUACAGAGGCGCAGGAGAGUCUCCCAGCAGGCAAGUUGGAUCAUUACAUGGACAGCUAUGAUAUGGACUAUGGUAUCCCUCCUGAUGAGAUUCCAGACACGACGCAGGGUCAGGCCUUCUUUGUGGCCACCAUUGUUAUCGGCAUGGUGCUUGUCUGCAUCAUGCUUGUCUGUGGGUUUGGAAACUUCAUAUUCAUUGCCACACUGAUGCGCUACAAAAAGCUCCGCAACCUCACAAACCUGCUCAUCGCCAACCUGGCCAUCUCAGACUUUGUUGUGGCAGUGGUGUGCUGCCCGUUCCUGGUGGACUACUAUGUGGUGAAACAGCUUUCCUGGUCUCACGGAUUAGUGAUGUGUGCCUCCGUCAACUAUCUCCGCACAGUCUCACUCUAUGUGUCCACAAACGCAUUGCUUGCCAUUGCAGUUGACAGGUACAUGGCUAUUGUCCAUCCUCUGAGGCCUCGCAUGAAGUACCAAACCGCCUACGGCCUGAUUACAGGAGUCUGGAUCGUUCCCAUUCUGAUAUCAAUUCCCUCUGCCUACUUUGCAUCUGAGAUCAUGUACCCUCAUGGUGGCACCAGCAGCCCAACCACACACAAAGUCUUCUGUGCCCAGAUCUGGCCUGUUGACCAGCAGGCCUACUACCGGUCAUACUUCCUGUUCGUCUUUGCUGUGGAGUUUGUUGGGCCUGUGAUCGUCAUGGCAAUGUGUUACACCCAAAUUUCCCGCGAGCUCUGGUUCAAGAAUGUGCCCGGUUUCCAGACUGAGCAGAUUAGGAAGAGGUUGCGUUGUCGCCGCAAGACAGUGAUGGUCCUGAUCGGGAUCUUGACGGCGUACAUCCUGUGCUGGGCGCCGUACUAUGGCUUCACCAUCCUACGGGAUUUCCACCCAACGCUCAUCUCCCGCCAGAAGAACUCCCUGGUGGCCUUCUACAUCAUUGAGUGCAUUGCCAUGAGCAACAGUAUAAUCAACACUUUAUGUUUUGUCACUGUCAAGAACAACACAGUUAAGUACCUGAAGAAGAUUGUACUGAUGCGCUGGAGGUCAACGUAUGCCCCCAGUAAGAAUGUGGAUGAGAUGGAUAUUAGGACCUCCUCCAUGCCCGUAACAGAGGAGAUUGAAUGCAUUCACUUGAGGUGAAGAGAGGGAAGUCUUUAACAUAGCAGUCAUUUAGAUGUGGGCUGCAUACAGAAACUACAAUGUUGACAGGGAUGAUUUUGACAUGGAACAUUUCUCUCGUGUUCAGAUCACAUUUUAGAAUGGUCAAAGUUACAGUAUAGUACACUGAUUAAUGGGGCAACAUGGCUCAAACUUUGUUAGCCAGCAGAUCAUACAGGACUUCCAUUUGAGGUAUUAUGGGAAUGUAAUUGUUGUGCUCAGUGUUACUACACUGUGUUAUUUUUAAAUGUUGUAGCAUGUGUACAAUAGAUAUUACAUGUAAGACUUGUAAAUACAGAUACUACUGCCCUUACCAACACGUUGUCAUCCCAACUCGUCACAUACUGACACUUUGUCGGACCCCUUGGCGCUACUUUUUAUUUAAAUUUAAUUAUUUAAAUUUAAUUUUAGGGUAACAGCGUACAGUCACAGAAAACAAGAAACAACAACGAAAACCACUUAGUAAGGUUUGGGAAAAACAUAACUGAGCUUAAAAUAAGUAUGUAAACGAAGUACAAUUUAAAUACGUAACAUAAAUACAUAAAACACAUCACAAAUUUAUCUCAAAAAUAACUCAACACUGAUCUCAAACACCGGUCUGUGUAUGUUUGACCCACUCACCCCCUAUCAGACUGCAUACUUCGUCAUCACACAUCCAGAGCAUUUUCUCUGAGCGUCUAAAAAGGAUGCAGAUGGGUUGACAUUGUAGUUACUUGAAAGACUGAAGCGUUAAUAC